Molecule: messenger RNA, 1119 nt
Organism: Plasmodium vinckei vinckei
Lineage: Eukaryota; Apicomplexa; Aconoidasida; Haemosporida; Plasmodiidae
Product: conserved Plasmodium protein, unknown function
Exons: 1
Coding region: 1-1119 (372 amino acids)
Source: RefSeq, a predicted model, not a curated record
AUGUUAAAGAUUAUAAGAAGAGGAAUUUAUUACUCGCACGAAAAAAAAAAGUAUUAUACAAAUAGGCUAUAUAAGAAGGUGUGUAACAGUUGCUUAAGUUUAAACAUAAAUAACAUGGACAAAUGCAUAUAUUGCAACAAUAUAUUAAAUGAUAAUGAUAUUAGAUUAAUAAAAAAUAAUAUUUACACAGACAUAAUUAAUGUUAGAAAAAAUUUUAAGAUAUUUGAUGAAAAAAAUAAUAAAGAAAAUUAUUAUGAGCCAUUAUUAAAUAACGUAAAAAUUGAUGAUAAAUAUGUGCAUAUAAAAAAUGGCAAAAUAAAUAACAGUAAUAAGCUAUAUGUGUAUUAUAAUUGUUAUGAUUAUAUUAUAUUAAAUAACCCAUAUAGCAAUUCAUGUUUGAAUCUUACUAUUUUAUUUAAAGGGAUUAUGUAUGAUGUUAAAAAUUUAAAAAGGAAAGAUUUAAACUGUUUAUUACAUUUGUACAAUUAUGCUUAUUUCAUUAUGGACAUAUUUUUAUACUUUCUCAUUAUUAGUAAAGGGAAAGGUGUUCAUUAUAAAUACAUGUGUAACAAAUAUAGAGACUGUGAUCAGGAUUACAAUGAAGAAAUUGUAGACAUUUUAUUUGAAUUAAAUAAAAUUAUUAAAGAAAGAAAAAAAAACAUAGGAAUAAACUCUAUUAAUAGUGAUAAUAAAUAUAUGGAAAAUAUAAAUGAAGGAAAUAUUAUAGAUAAGUUAAAUGAAAAUUAUGUUAAUAUAUAUACAAAUAUAUUGAAAAAUACAGAAAAUAAAUCUAUAUUAAGUAUGUUUUUCAAAAAAUUAGAAGAUGCUAAUAUUAAAAAUAAAAUACAAGCUUUAAAAAAAUAUAUGUAUAUGGGCGCGCCUUACCCAUCUCCUAUAAAUCAUUUUUCUAUUCAAAUUUUAUUCCCUCCUUUUUCGAAUUAUAAUUUUUUUACAUUUCCUUUUUAUUUUCCAAUACAAAAAAUUAUAUAUGAUUUGUACUUAUAUGGACAUGUAAAAAAUUAUAACCAUUCGGAAAUAAUUAAGAAUAUUUACAGUAACAAGUUGAUUAAAGAAAUUAAAGAAGGCGACUUAUGUACAAAGAAAAUAAUCGAUUUUUGA